AUGCCGCAGCCACGGUAUGUAUCCUUUGUGUCGCCCUCGAGGUCCUCGGCAACAAAGGCCAAAUAUUCCACGACCCACGCCGCCACGAUGGCUCUGCUUUUCCGGGACGAUAUCGAGCCCAACCUCCGCCACGGCAAUGCGACGGUUCCAGUCGCAGUCCUGCAGGAUGCGCCUGCCGACAUAGCCAUUGGAGUCGAAUUCAAAUUCGUGGUGCCAUUUCUCACGGCCGGCGCGGUUGACCCUUGCCCGGGAGACAGUCGGCCAAUUGCAUACACACUUCACGCCGACUCGCCGGACCGCCUCCAGGACCAAGCCUACCAGUUCAUCGUCGACAUUGUGCAAGCCUGGGCGAAACAACCAGCCAUUUCCAUCAAGGAUGUCAAGGCCAGCAGCUGGCAAGAGAGCGACUUUUGGUCGGACCGCUGGAUUGUCAAGAAAUCCAACUCUGCCGAACCUAGCCCCGAGGAGAGGCUAUUACCCGGUCUCUCCUGGGCCGCGCUUGAGAUCUCGUCGCCCAGGAUGCCCGCCCACGACCUCAGAACACCGGCAGCACUCAGCGCCGUGGUCAGAGCCUUGAGCGCCCACUGCCGUAUCACAGUCAACUACAGCUGCGAGAUGCACACGCAUCUUGGGCGGGUGGACGGCAAGCCGUUCGCCCUUUCGUCGCUCAAGAGCCUCGCUGCCCUGUGCUGGCUGAUGGAGCCGGCUCUACGCCUACUCAAAGACCCGUUGUCCCCCAAUUUCCAACACGCCUACACGUGGUCAUCGCCCCUGCAGGAGAAGAGCCGCCUAGCCACGAUGCUUGCGGAGAAGGAGGGUAAUAAGCCGCAGAAGCAGAAAAGGGACCAUAGGGUCAGCGCUUGCUGCGGAGGAGGGGAGGUCCGCCUACGCAGCAAGGCCCGGGUGAGAACGGAGCCGAAGGUAAUGACGGAGAGGGACAAGGCAGCGCUGAGGGCGAUUAGCAGUGCGGUGGACCACCAAGCCCUAGGGAAGUUGCUUUCGGGUGAGACGAAGCCAUAUCGGAGACUCGGGUUCAACUUCAGCGCGUUUGGGUUGGAGGAUGAGAGGGCAGGCAGGAGCCCGCGCAGCGUGGAAGUACGAUUCCUAGAGGGUUGCUGGGGCGAAAGGGAGGUACUCGGGUGGGCCGAAGUGUGCAUCGCACUCGCCGUUCUUGCCGUCGAAGAGCCCCGCGACCGGUUCGUUAAGGCCCUCACGCGUCUGACGCGGUGCAAUCAACGAUGGGCUCAAAACGAAAGUAGGUUGACCGCCAGAGCUGGGCAACAGCAACAGCAUCAGCAGGGUGAGGAACAGCAGCAGAAGCAGCAACGCCAGCAGCAGCAAGGCGCCGGUGCCGUCCGCCCCGCAGACCAGCUCAAAGCCGUGAUGUCGAUGCUCGGCGUCAGCACCGAGGCGGCCGAGGUGUUUCAGUCCAAAGUGAACGAUAUUCACCGUUGA
Messenger RNA from Parascedosporium putredinis, 1455 nucleotides. Lineage: Eukaryota; Fungi; Ascomycota; Sordariomycetes; Microascales; Microascaceae. The record is from the annotation of a GenBank genome assembly.